Molecule: messenger RNA, 958 nt
Organism: Solanum dulcamara
Lineage: Eukaryota; Viridiplantae; Streptophyta; Magnoliopsida; Solanales; Solanaceae
Product: methylesterase 10-like
Exons: 3
Coding region: 48-836 (262 amino acids)
Biological process (GO): salicylic acid metabolic process; jasmonic acid metabolic process
Molecular function (GO): methyl indole-3-acetate esterase activity; methyl salicylate esterase activity; methyl jasmonate esterase activity
Source: RefSeq, a predicted model, not a curated record
CUUAUACCAAUAAAAUAUUCUUCUAAAGAAAAAUUAAGAGUUGCAAAAUGGAGAAAAUUUCAAAGAAGCAUUUUGUUCUAGUUCAUGGAUUUUGCCUUGGUGCUUGGAGUUGGUACAAAGUUAUCAACUUUUUGGAAAAAUUUGGUCACAAAGUAACUGCUUUAGACCUUGGUGCUUCUGGAAUUAAUAUGAAACAACUCAAUGAAAUUAGUUCAAUAUUUGAUUAUGUUCAACCUUUGAUGGAUUUUAUGAUCUCUUUGUCUCAUGAUGAAAAGGUUGUUUUAGUUGGUCAUAGUUAUGGUGGCCUUGCAAUUUCACUUGCCAUGGAAGCUUUCCCACACAAAAUCUCAACAGCUGUUUUCAUCUCUGCUUAUAUGCCUAAUCAUGUGGAUCCACCUUCACUUCUUAUUCAUGAGUUCUUUAGGAGGACUUCAGUGGAGUCUCUCAUGGAUUGCCAAUUUACAUUUGAUCAAGGAAUGGAAAAUCCACCAACAAGUGCUAUUUUUGGCUCACAGUACAUGCAAGCUAAUCUUUACAACCAUUGCCAACCAGAGGACUUGGAAUUGUCAAAAAUGUUGGUAAGACCAGGAAAGUUUUUCACAGAAGGCAUGUCAAAGGAAGGGUUGUUGACAAAAGAGAAAUAUGGGUCAAUAAAAAGAGUUUACAUUGUAACCCAAGAUGAUCAAGUAAUGGAAGAAGAAUUCCAAAUGUAUAAUAUACACAAGAGCCCUCCACAUGAAGUCAAAGUUAUUGCCAAAUGUGGCCAUAUGGUUAUGAUAUCCCAACCUCACAAGCUUUCCCUAUGUUUGCAAGAAAUAAUUGCUAGCAAUAAUUGAGAAUUCAUAUAAGCGAUCUCAAUUUUUCUAAAGACUGAGAUAUAGUUAUUAUAGUAUCGAUGAAUCGAUCGAUUAGUUGUUCCUAUUAGAACAAGAAUAAGAAUUUCAAAAUUUAUCUCGUA